CAUGGGACCGUGCUGGCCACUGGCGCUGGUGCUCUCGGUGUCCGCGCUUUUCCCCGCUGCCGCCCGGAGCCGCGCCGGGACAGAAUCCAUCGCCCGGGGCCCGCUGGACCUCACGGAACUCAUCGGCAUCCCGCUGCCCUCCUCCGUGUCCUUCGUCCCGGGCUACGGUGGCCUUCCCGCCUACAGCUUUGGCCCGGGGGCCAACGUGGGCCGCCCGGCCCGGACGCUCAUCCCUGCCACCUUCUUCCGCGACUUUGCCAUCAGCGCGGCCGUGAGGCCCGACGGCGCCCAGGGCGGCGUGCUCUUCGCCAUCACCGACGCCCUGCAGAAGGUCAUCCACCUGGGCCUGCGGCUGUCGGGCGAGGAGGACGGCGGCCAGCGCGUCCUGCUCUACUACACCGAGCCCGGCUCCCGCGUGUCCCAGGAGGCCGCCGCCUUCCGGGUGCCGGUGCUCACGCGGCGCUGGAGCCGCUUGGCCGUGGUGGUCCAGGGGGACCGCGUGCGCCUCCUGCUGGACUGCGAGGAGCGGGGCGCCGUCACCUUCCGGCGCUCCGCCCGCGCCCUGACCGUCGAGCCCAGCGCGGGCGUCUUCGUGGGCAACGCGGGAGCCACGGGGCUGGAGAGGUUCAUCGGCUCCAUCCAGCAACUGAUCGUGCACCCUGACCCCAGGACGCCUGAGGAGCACUGCGAGGCUGAGAGCUCCUCGGGGUCGGGCGAGGCCAGCGGGUUCCAGGAGACAGAGGGCGUAGCUGAGAUCUUGGAGGCGGAGAUGUUCACGCAAGCCCCGUCGGGAGAACUCAAAGUUGACCCCAUGGACGUCCCUCCAACUCCACCGCCUGCCUCCGACGAUGCCGAGUUCUCUGGAGAACCGAUGCCUGAGGGGACCCCAGAAGCCUCCAACUCCAGCACAGCAGCCACAGUCACCCCCCACAGCAGCCUUGAACAAGGCUCAGGCGAGAUCCUGAAUGACACAACCGAGGAGGACCAGGCUGUGGACGGGACCCCCAUUCCAGAGGCUGGCUCCGGAGACGGGACCUUCCUGCCCAUCACCAAAGAGGCCCCAACUGGCGAGGGAGCUCUACCAAGCACCGUGGCAGCCCAGGGCACCCUGGAGGUGCCCAGCAGCACUGCCAGGGAACCAGAGCCCAACAGCAUGACCCCCGGGACCCCGACCCUCGAGGCGCCCGCUGAGCACUCCGGGGAAGGGCCCACUCCGGACCCAGACCCAGAGGAAGGUUCCGCAGCGUCAGCAGGAGAGGCCGAGGUGCCCAUCAGCGCAUCCGGGGAGCCAGAGGCCGGCAGCGGGUCCUCCCCGGAGUCCGGGGAGGGAGUCCUGCGGGAUCCAACGAGUGAAGCCAGUGUGACCAUAGCUGUGACUACCCCGGAAGGGCCCCUCAGCACCGUGGAGGAGGAGGUGGAGGAGGCCAGUGGGGUCCCCACAGAGGGCUUGGCCCCCCUCGAACCCACAGUGGCCCCUGAGCACACAGGCACUGCUCAUCCUGGUGGUGAUGAAGACUCAGCAGCAGCCCCCACAGAGUCGCUCCUCUCCCCAACGAGGGCAGGGGAGCUGGGCCUGGCACCCCCGGAGGGGACUCCGCUCGCCAUACCCACCGUGGCACCUGAGGGGGUGGUCACCCAGGGUAUACCUGAGGAGUGGCUUUCUGUGUCCCCUGAACCAACUGGAACUGCUGGAACCACGAUGGGCACGGAGGUGGAGGGCUCUGGCCUGGCCUGGAGCUCUGGCCUGGGCUCUGGCUCUGGCGACCUGGUGGGCAGCGAGGACCUGCUUCGGGGUCCUCCAGGCCCCCCUGGCCCACCUGGCCCACCUGGAAUACCAGGAAAACCCGGAGCUGAUGUUUUCAUGGGACCGCCAGGAUCUCCUGGGGAGGAUGGUGCUGACGGCGAGCCAGGGCCCCCGGGCCCCAAGGGACAGCCUGGACCUGAUGGAGAAGCCGGCCUUCUUGGCAUGAAAGGGGAGAAGGGAGCAAGAGGGCCUGACGGCUCCGUGGGAGAAAAGGGUGACCCCGGCAGCAGAGGCUUACCAGGGCUCCCCGGGAAGGAUGGAGAAGUGGGCACUCCUGGGGUCACGGGCCCCCCAGGGCCACCUGGCCCUCCGGGCCCCGGAUGCACCGUGGGACUUGAAUUUGAGGAUAUAGAAGGUUCUGGAAACCUCGAGCUACAGGGUGAACCCAGACUCUGCGGACCCACGGCUGCGAGUAGUCUCAAAGGAGAGAAGGGAGACCGUGGACCCAAGGGUGACCGAGGGAAGGACGGCACCGGCACCAUGGGGCCCCCAGGACCCCGGGGACUGCCUGGACGCAUCGAGAUUGUACCUAUGCCUUUGGUCAACAUCACCCACGGACUCACGAAUCUCUCAGACAUUCCGGAGCUGGCCGGCCCUCAGGGACCCGAGGGCGUGCCUGGACUGCCGGGAUUUCCAGGCCCUAGAGGACCGAAGGGUGACACUGGCGUGCCUGGAUUUCCAGGGCUUAAAGGAGAUCAGGGCGAGAAGGGCGAGCCUGGCGCCAUCCUGACGGGGGAAGUCCCACUGGAGAGGCUGAGGGGAGAAAAGGGUGAACCCGGAGUGCACGGAUCCCCCGGACCAAUGGGACCCAAAGGACCACCAGGACACAAAGGAGAAUUUGGCCUCCCUGGACGCCCUGGUCGUCCUGGACUGAAUGGCCUCAAGGGAACCAAAGGAGAUCGAGGGAUCAUGAUGCAGGGCCCUCCAGGCUUACCUGGUCCCCCAGGCCCCCCUGGACCUCCUGGUGCUGUGGUUAACAUCAAAGGAACCGUCUUCCCCGUCCCUGCACGGCCACACUGCAAAACGCCGGUGAUCCCCAACCAUUCCGACAACGCAGAGCUCAUCACUUUCCAUGGUGUCAAAGGCGAAAAAGGAUCCUGGGGUCUUCCCGGCUCCAAAGGAGAAAAAGGCGAACAGGGAGCCCAGGGACCACCAGGACCCCCCAUUGAUCCGGUUUACCUGAGUCACUUCAUCAACAGCUUGAAGGGGGAGAAUGGAGACAGAGGCAUCAGAGGAGAGAAGGGGGAUCCUCACAGCGACUUCUUUAUGUCUGGGCCUCCAGGCCUGCCGGGAUAUCCGGGUGCAGCUGGCCAGAAAGGGGAGACAAUCAUUGGGCCCCAAGGACCCCCAGGGGCUCCAGGCCUACCUGGACCACCUGGCUUUGGAAGACCUGGUGUCCCUGGACCCCCAGGACCCCCAGGACCGCCAGGUCCUCCAGCCAUCCUGGGAGCAGCUGUGGCCCUUCCUGGCCCUCCUGGCCCUCCUGGACAGCCAGGGUUACCUGGAUCCCGAAACCUGGUCACAUCCUUCGGCACCAUGGGUGACAUGCUGCAGAACGCACAUUUGGUGAUAGAAGGGACCUUCAUCUACCUGAGGGACAGCACGGAGUUUUUUAUUCGAGUCCGGGAUGGCUGGAAAAAAUUACAGCUGGGAGAGCUGAUCCCCGUUCCCGCCGACAGCCUGCCACCCCCAGCAUUGUCGAGCCACCAGUCACAUCACGUUCAGCCUCCACAGCUGCCUGCCUUAAGCGCCAACUACGUGAGGCCCUCGCUGCACCUCGUGGCCCUGAACUCACCCUUCUCUGGGGAUAUUCGUGCCGACUUUCAAUGCUUCCAGCAGGCCAGGGCUGCGGGUCUGCUGUCCACCUACAGGGCGUUCUUAUCCACUCACCUGCAAGACCUCUCCACCAUUGUGCGGAAAGCCGAGAGGUUCAGCCUUCCCAUCGUGAAUCUCAAGGGGCAAGUCCUUUUUGACAACUGGGACUCCAUUUUCACUGGCCAUGGAGGUCAGUUCAACGCAAAUGUUCCCAUAUACUCCUUUGAUGGCCGAAAUGUAAUGACGGAUCCUUCUUGGCCCCAAAAGGUGGUUUGGCACGGCUCCACCACUCACGGCGUCCGUCUGGUGGACAACUACUGUGAAGCAUGGAGGACCGCCCGCGUGGAGAACACGGGCUACGCCUCUCCACUGAGCUCGGGGAAGGUUCUGGAGCAGAACCCCUAUAGCUGUGCGAGCAGGCUCAUUGUUCUGUGCAUUGAAAAUAGUUUCCUGACUGAUGCUCGGAAGUGAUGAUCUUCUGAGGCUUCUCAUGAGUUUUCGUUUUCCUUACGUGAAGAGUUGACACUGAAACUGAACCUGUUUAAAUGUUGUAAAUAGUACAGUCUUCAAUCCGCUUCCAUUGCAAACAACAACCGAAGAAAACAUACCUCAGUCACACUCAAAACAGAAGAAAUGAGGACUCGGAGGCAAGAUCAAAUCUGAUUCACAGAUUGGUGCUAGAUCCUGCAGGACACCCCAUGCAGUGUGACCAUGUCCCCCCACUGACAUGGGUAGGAGGGAGUCGAAACAAAAAGCUGAGGCCCCGCCUACUGCAUCCUUCAGUCCUUCCCCCUUUGAACACUACAUUGAGUGUAAGACGUCCUUCAUGUUUUCUUGCAAAGUCAGUGUUUAGAAAUGUCGCACCUUCUAACUUAUGUACAGACACAUGCUUCUUUCUGGAAUAUUCCACUCAUCGUUUGUGACCGCUGUUCCUCCAGAGAAACAGAACCGCUCAAAUGAUCCUCUUUGUACGUUUCUGAUAUUAACAACCCUUACUGAUUUCCCCACUUAAAGAGUUAUUGCCUUCAUGCUUUAGGAGUUUUAUAUUUUUGCACAAUCGUAUUUCAGAAUGGCAUCUGUUUAUAUAAGCCAACUUGCUGGAAAAGUUUAAAUGCCAAAUAAUCUGACAGUAGAAAAGAAAUAGCACAUAAAGACCAGCUUUCCUUUGAAGGCUGCCCUUCCCACCCCACCCUCACUGCACCCCCUUCCUUCCCUUUGGCAACCCUCAAACUAACUGCAACUGAAUGAACAGGCUCACGAGGGUGGAUUUUCUGAGAAACAUCUCUCUCAGUGCCAUAGACUUUGAUCUUAUUUACUGCGUGAAUGAACAUUAAAACAUCUUUU
Molecule: messenger RNA, 4963 nt
Organism: Sorex fumeus (smoky shrew)
Lineage: Eukaryota; Metazoa; Chordata; Mammalia; Eulipotyphla; Soricidae
Gene: COL15A1
Product: collagen type XV alpha 1 chain
Exons: 40
Coding region: 2-4090 (1362 amino acids)
Cellular component (GO): basement membrane
Source: RefSeq, a predicted model, not a curated record